ACUAACAUGAUUCGUAUUCUUUUGGUUUCUAUAAACAAUAUUUUUAACAAUUUCAAAUUCUGGUAACCAAAAAAAAUAUAAAAACACUAUUGGAGUCAAAGGGGACCAUAAACUUUCUGACUAUGAGGGUUCUUCAAAAUAUCUUAAAACAUAGUAAAAAAAUAUAUAUAUAUAUAUGUGUGUGUGUGUGUGUGUGUGUGUGUGUGUGUGUGUGUGUGUGUGUGUGUGUGUAAAUUACAGUUAACUACUGUAAUAUGCACUGCAUUGUGGGUAAUUUCUAUACAUUUCAUACUACUUUACUGUAUCUGUGAAUUUUCAGUACUUUACUGUUUACCUGUCACAUAAAACAAAAUCUCCUGAUAGAAAAACAUAAAAACAACAUAGCCCAACAUGCUUCAUGGAUAAAUCACAAACACAUUAAAACUUUGAAUUAAAAUAUCAAAUAGCCUCAGGAAUUUAAAAUGAAUUUAUAUCUAUCAGAUGAACAUUUAAUACUUCUGAAUCUCCUUCCAGAAGGCAUUACUUCAAAGAGAACCUUCAAGGAUGGGAAUCAUUUCCUACAACACACAUCUUUCCUAAGUCCUAAGUAGGAACUGCAGAUCGGUCCUAUUUCUUAGAGUGAUGAGUACCAACAUAAAAAAGAAAAAAACUUAAAAUAGUCUCAAUAAAAGUAGUAUAAAAAGUUCUCAAUACACAGAAAUAGUUACAUUUCCUAAGUAUGUACGUUCUUUGAUUCGUAUAACCCAGUUGCUGGGGUUAAUCUCACUGACCAUUAAAACUAUACACCCCUCCCUCUCCCUCUGAGGAAGUAACCCAAAGCACUGUUGGGGUAAAGUCGUAACACUGGCUUGUCAUUCUCCUCGGGAGAGAGUGAGUCCUCAUAACGUUUGAAUAUGUUCUAUUCCAUCUCCAAAUCUUUUAUUGUGCUCUUUUAUUGUAUCGUUUCUAAUUAAUUUGGAUGCUGAAAUAUUUUCUCGAAACUCUACUGUUUGUUUAUGAACAGGUUAUAAAGUCACAGCAUCGGCUUCUUUCAGCUACUGGUAAAAUUCGAGGCAGCUGUCUGAAGUUCGCAGUUUCCCAUCGCCGGCUAUGAUUUCAGCAACUCGCUUAAAAAUGACAAAAUAGUCUAAUAGUGUGUCUCAGUGAGGAGUGGACCUCCAAACCACAUCCAAAGAAAAUAAGGGUUCAUCCUUAAUUUCUCCCAGCCUCAUCCCUGCAGAUAUUCUGCAGUCUAGCUCUUCACACGAAAAACUCUGUCCCCAUGCACUGUCUACUCAGCGGUAGAACAUAGUCUGUAGAUGCUAAUCCAGGAUGUGGCCAACAACAACAACCCGAGUCCUAUAUUUCCAGAACAAAGGUGUGUGUACUCUCUUCUGGUACAAAGAAAAGCGUUUACUGUCCAGCAUCAGUGUGCAGCUUGAUCUCUUUCAACAUCUGGAGUGUCUGCAUGAUUCCUACAGCUGUGUGUUGAACAAUCUCUGUCAGCCAUGUUCAGGCAUGUCUGUACUGCGUUAUAUCUAUAUCAGCGUGUCCCAUUGAUAGACAGUGGCGGCCUGCAGCAAUCUGUCCAUAUUCAGCUGACAAAUACCUUUCUUAACGCGUGCAGACGAGCAGAAGCUCAGUAUCUGGUGUUCUUGUCACUGAAAACGGUUUGCUCUCAAAGCAGUGCAUUUAACGUACAAAUUGUGUGGGAGGUGUUUCUGGAGCAGUUUAUUCACACUUACUGCAGAGCUUCACUAAACCACAACAGACCGACGGCACUCUCCAGCUCGCCUGCCGCUUUCAGCUCUCAAAAACUUCAUAGAACUUUUCUGUUGUGUUUUGUUGUAAAUGUCGCCUUUUCAGAACUCAGGCCUGUUGUUAUUUGAAGAAAAUGCUUGAGAGUUUAAUUUUUAUCGGUUUGUGCUCAUGGAGUCUGGCUGGUGUGUUUGUGGAUGAUGGAGUGAAGUCGGUGUCUGUGAUGGAGGGAGAUUCUGUCACUCUAAACAUCAACGAUCAUGAUAUGCACAAAGUUGAAGAAAUACUGUUCAAACACAACAGCGUUCUCAUUGCUCAAAUCAACAGAAUGAAGAAGAAUGAGUGCAGGUUUUUUAAUAAUACUGCUUCUCAGAGAUUCAGAGACAGACUGAAGCUGGACCAGACUGGAUCUCUGAUCAUCACAGACACCAGAACCACAGACUCUGGACUUUAUAAUGUCUCCAGCCGUAAAACAGCAACAAGGCUCACAAUCAGUCUUACUGUCUACGCUCUCUUCUUGCCUGUCCCUGUCAUCACAAGAGACUGUUCUUCAUCAUCAUCUUCCUCCUCAUGUUGUUCACUGCUGUGUUCGGUGGUGAAUGUGAGUCAUGUGACUCUCUCCUGGUACAAAGGAAACAGUUUAUUGUCCAGCAUUAAUGUGUCUGAUCUCAGCAUCAGUCUCUCUCUACCUCUGGAGGUGGAACAUCAGGAUAAAAACAUCUACAGCUGUGUGAUCAACAACCCCAUCAGAAACCAGACCAGACAUCUGGACAUCAGUGAAGUCUGUCAGACAAGUUCAGAACAUGACCCAACCAUAUUGAACAUUGUGCUGAUCUCUGCUGCUGCUGCUGCUGGAUUUCUGUUGAUUUUUGCUGCAGUCAUGAUCUUCUGCACCUGCAAGAAACAUAAAGAAGUAGAAGCAGAUCAGACAUGUACAGAAGAGAUCAUUUACUCCGAAACAACAUUCUAUAAAAGAAGAGGACAGAAUUCGAGAUCUAAAAAGGAGGAAGAGGUGGUGUAUGCAGGGAUUGCUGUGAAACAAUGAUUCUGACUGCUGUUCUUGUGAAAUGACCGAUGCUGAUUGACAUCUAGUCUUUUUAUGUUAUCUUAAAAUAUUGGAGGCAGAGCAAUCAGUCUUACUAACAGAAGCUCUGCAUUGCAACAUAAUGACAUUGAUGAGACUACAGAUAAUAAAAAUAAUAAUAUACAAAUAAUUACAAAAUUGACAAUGUGCAAUAUAGCACAAACACAAUAUACAAAAUAAACUCUUUAGUGUGAACAGGUAUGUCAUGUACAAAUUUGAAAUGUAAAUAAGUUUGUGUGUUAAAUAAAUACCUAUAUAGUGUGUGUUUA
Puntigrus tetrazona (Sumatra barb) is the source of this 3090-nucleotide messenger RNA. RefSeq names its product CD48 antigen-like. The transcript is spliced from 6 exons. The record is from RefSeq and is a predicted model, not a curated record. The coding region runs from base 1874 to 2782 and encodes 302 amino acids. Lineage: Eukaryota; Metazoa; Chordata; Actinopteri; Cypriniformes; Cyprinidae.